CGUUUCUUUCACGCCACCAGGACUCUCCCAUAUCAAUCCAAUUCUCUGCCCUCGACUCUAUACACCCCAAAAACCUCAAUCCCACCACCUGAAAUCUCAAACUGCACCCUCACCCUCCAAUCCUGCAACCAUGGCCUCCAAAACCCGCCCCGCCAUCCCACCCGUCGUAAUGGACACAAUCACCCAAAACAUCGGCAACACGCCCCUCGUCCGCCUAAACAAAAUCCCCCAAUCCCUCGGCAUUCCCUGCACCGUCUACGCAAAACUCGAAAUGUUCAACGCCGGCGGCAGCGUCAAAGACCGCAUCGCCCUGCGCAUGAUCGAGGAAGCCGAGAAGAGCGGCCGCAUAAAACCGGGCGACACCCUCAUCGAGCCCACCUCGGGAAACACGGGCAUCGGGCUUGCACUGGUAGCGGCCGUCAAGGGGUAUAAGACGAUUAUUACCCUGCCGGAAAAGAUGAGCCCGGAGAAAGUGGCGGUGCUGCGGGCGUUGGGCGCGGAGAUCAUCAGGACGCCGACGCAGGCUGCGUGGGAUAGUCCCGAGAGUCAUAUUGGAGUUGCAAGGCGGUUGGAGAAGGAGAUUCCGAAUGCGCAUAUUUUGGAUCAAUACGCCAACCCUGAUAACCCGCUUGCGCAUGAGUAUGGCACUGCGGAGGAGAUUUGGACGCAGACGGAGGGGAAGAUUACGGUGUUGGUGGCAGGCGCGGGGACAGGCGGGACUAUUACGGGCAUCUCGAAAGGUUUGAGGAAGCAUAACAAGGCUGUUAAGAUUGUUGCGGCGGAUCCGUAUGGCAGUGUGCUGGCGGUGCCUGAAGCGCUGAAUCAGGAGCAUGCGAAUGAGGCAUAUAAGGUUGAGGGCAUUGGGUAUGAUUUCAUUCCAGACGUGCUAGAUCGGGAAGCCGUGGAUGUGUGGUACAAGACGGAUGAUCGGGCGGCGUUUGGAUAUGCGAGGAGGUUGAUUGCUGAAGAGGGUAUUCUGUGCGGAGGGAGCAGUGGGAGUGCAAUGGAUGCUAUGGUGAAGGCUGUAAAAGACCUCAAGUUGGGAGCGGACGACUUCGUGGUGGUAGUGCUGCCAGAUAGCAUACGGAGCUAUCUGAGCAAGUUCGUCGACGAUGACUGGCUCGCUGCAAACGACCUCCUUCCUCCCUCCCUCCCAAUCACUCCAGCAACCCUCUCCCGUCGUGCAUCUACUUCGAAGAAAGAUGACUCUUUCCAGGGCGCAACUAUCGCCUCGCUCCGCCUCAAGCCCGUCACCACCAUCUCCGCCGCCUCUCCGUGUGCCGACGCCAUAGAGACCAUGCGCGAGAAAGGCUUCGAUCAGCUGCCCGUCUCUUCAGCACAUGGCUCCCGUCUCGUCGGCCUCGUCACGCUCGGAAACCUGCUCUCCUACAUCAGCUCUGGCCGCGCGGGUCCUAAUAGCCCGGUGAAGGACGUCAUGUUUGACUUCAGCAAACUGAGUGAGGUUGUCACUGAUGUGCGGGAUUUGCAUCUUAGUGACCACAAGGAGGAGAAAGAUGGGAAGAAACACCGGGAAUUCCUAGAGAUCACGCGAGAUACCCCUCUAAGCGCGCUCAGUCGAUUCUUUGAGUGGAAUUCAGCGGCCGUGGUAACGGAGAAGGGGGAGAGCGGCAUGAAGGCUGUAGCGGUCGUGACGAAGGUGGAUCUGCUGGGAUGGCUGGUUAAGCACCGGAAAGGGGUAGCGUAGGUGAGAGCGUCGGGAGUAUGGAGGUCUUGUCUUAUUCAACAUGACAUGAUAAGGAGUCAUUUCCCCUGACGCACGACCGUGGUGUAGAAUAGGGGUCCGGGAUGCAUUGCAAAAGGCGUUUGGAAGGUGCAUGUGAUAAGCUGGUGUUCUUCGACGACGGGACGAUUAGAUGGGGUAGGAAUGAAACCAUUCUGACAUCGACUGUAUAGCGACUUCGUCUUAUAGUUCUUAUACUUACUUCCAUUGAUUGCGAAUAAAGGUUUGUACUCAGUUUUGCUUUCUCCCAUCUUCAAGGUUGUCAAUGAAUAUGGAACAGUCAUUGACGAUGGAUUUGUCUGCACUCAUUUUCGUCGCAAUAUAUCCUUGAACAGCUUUCAGCGCACCCUUUCAUUUUUUCCUCGAACCCCGUCUCAACCAGCCUUCUCGCGUUCUCCAAAAUUAUACACGUCCAUAAUCACGCCAGCU
Molecule: messenger RNA, 2170 nt
Organism: Mytilinidion resinicola
Lineage: Eukaryota; Fungi; Ascomycota; Dothideomycetes; Mytilinidiales; Mytilinidiaceae
Product: cystathionine beta-synthase-like protein
Exons: 2
Coding region: 131-1705 (524 amino acids)
Cellular component (GO): cytoplasm
Molecular function (GO): cysteine synthase activity; cystathionine beta-synthase activity
Source: RefSeq, a predicted model, not a curated record